UCAGUACUUCAGUCAGUAGUACUUCAGUACUUCAGUCAGUAGUACUUCAGUCAGUGGUACUUCAGUACUUUAGUCAGUGGUACUUCAGUACUUCAGUGCUCGCAGUACUCAGUCAUGGCUAAAUGGGGACAGGGAGAUCCUCGAUGGAUCGUUGAGCAAAGAGCCGACGCCACCAACGUCAACAACUGGCACUGGACAGAGCGUGAUGUCAGUGGCUGGUCCUCGGAGCGCCUCCGUCAGCUGCUGCUGGCGGUGCGGGUGGAGGGACCUGAGGGCGUCGCCCAGCUGACCGACAUCAACAAACUGGAGGGCGAGGCGUCCAUCAACAACCGCAAGGGAAAACUCUUCUUCUUCUAUGAGUGGCAGCUGAGGGCCAGCUGGCUGGGGACGUCCAGUGCCGGAUUGAAGUACCGAGGAACACUCGACGUGUCCAACCUGUCAGAUGAGAACGACAUGGACGACCUUGACAUCUCAGUGUCUCUGAGUAAAGACCAGCCCGACACACCGCUCCUCAACCUCAUGAGGAAGAGUGGCGUUCAGGAAGUCCGGAGGGUUCUGGGCGAGUACGUCCUUCAGCUCAAGUCAGAGUUCAGUCAGGGGAUGAUUCUUCCCACCGCCGACCAGCCUCAGCCGCCUCAGCCUCAACCUCAGUCUCAGCCUCAGCCCCCGAAACAGAUGAUUCACAUCCAGACCAGUAAACCGCCGAAAAGCUCCGUCCCCAAGUGCUCAUCUAGCCCUGCCCCCUGCCUCGAAGGUGUUCGAAUCUCAACCUGCAACUUUGACCUGAAGGAAACUUUCCAAACGUCUCCUGAUGAGCUGUACCGGACCUUCAUUGGCCAGGAGUUUGUGCAGGUGUUCACGCGCUCUGCGGCGACAGUGGAUGGUAGGCGUGGAGGGAGGUUCCAGAUGUUGGACGGGAGUGUCAGUGGAGAGUUUACACAGCUGGUACUGGACUGGAGGAUCGAGAUGAGGUGGCGGUUCAGGACCUGGCCCAGCGAGCACUACGCCACCAUCAGUCUGGAGCUGGAGGACAGAGGAGAUGAGACAGAGCUGAGGAUGGAGUGUCGAGGAGUCCCUGCGGGGGAGGAGGAGUCCACCAGGGAGGGCUGGAGGCGGUUCUACUUCCACGCCAUCAAACAGACGUUUGGAUACUGAGAGAAUCUGAGACACUGAACCCUCAAGCUCGUCUGACAGGCAGACUGAGUCAUGAUGUGUCAGCAUGAGGUAAACCUGUUGACAGGAACAGUCCCACACUUUAGUCCUGGUCUAUCCUGUGGAUUCCUUCAGGGAGUCCCUCAGGGAGGAUUCCUGGAGCCUCUCGUCUCUGUUAAACCUCAGCAGAAUUAAAGGAACAGUCCCAAACUUUAGUCCUGUUCUCUGUCUUACAUCAGUCUUAUCUCUGUGGAUGCAGACAGACGUGCAGGACGUGGUUAGCCUAGCUUAGCAUAAAGACCUGAGGAAGAGGAAACUCUUUGACUCUUCAUCCAAAGUUAAACAAAAAACCAACUCAACGAUUGUCUGAAGUGUUGGACUGUUCCUUUAAAAUCUGAUCUGUUGUAUGUGACAGAAUCACUGUGUGAAUAAAGUUGGGAUUGUUUGAAUGUGUUUGUCUUCCUGUCAUCAGGACCAAUCACAGUCUGGAUUAUUAACAUCAGAGUGGCAAAAAUAAAAUGUGAUUUAUGUAGAAAACAAGUUCAUCGACAGUGGAGGAGGAAAAAUAUGAAAAUAAAACAUCAGCAGAA
Epinephelus lanceolatus (giant grouper) is the source of this 1742-nucleotide messenger RNA. RefSeq names its product activator of 90 kDa heat shock protein ATPase homolog 1-like. The record is from RefSeq and is a predicted model, not a curated record. Gene Ontology annotation, molecular function: protein-folding chaperone binding; ATPase activator activity. Gene Ontology annotation, biological process: protein folding; positive regulation of ATP-dependent activity. Gene Ontology annotation, cellular component: cytosol. NCBI's taxonomy places the organism in Eukaryota, Metazoa, Chordata, Actinopteri, Perciformes, Serranidae.